Rotaria socialis is the source of this 1926-nucleotide messenger RNA. Lineage: Eukaryota; Metazoa; Rotifera; Eurotatoria; Philodinida; Philodinidae. The record is from the annotation of a GenBank genome assembly.
AUGUAUUUUCUUGCACGUUGCACACUAAUAAUAUUGGCAACCAUGGCUAGUAUUGGCUAUAUUGAUGGUUCAACAUGUGUUUGUGGGUGUUGUGCUGGUUUUAUUUGUAAUGCUAUUAAUGUCGGCAACACUACAGUAUCCUCAUGUUAUAAUUGUAAUUCUACAUUAUGCCAAUCAACAUAUUAUUCAACAUGUGCUAUUGCAAAUACUAUUACAGCUUCAUGUGUUUCUGGAAGCAGCAGCAGUAGUAGUAGCAGUAGUAGUAGUAGCAGUAGUAGUAGCAGUAGUAGUAGUAGCAGUAGUAGUAGCAGUAGUAGUAGUAGCAGUAGUAGUGCUUCCUCUUCACAGCAUCAAGGAAGUCGUGGUUUAUUCAAACCAACGUCCAAUACACUCACUGUAGCAAUCGUGAGUUUCUCAAUUUCAAUAUAAUGGAAGAUCAAAUGAAAAUUUGUUAAAAUCACAUCAUUUGACUAUAUGAACUUCUGUUUUGUAUUCCUUUUUACUCUAAGUUUCAUUGCUUUUUAUGUUCAUUUUUUCUCAAAAUUUCAAAAUAAUAAACAAGAAUCGUACUUAACACCCAAUUUUGUUUUAAUGAUCUACCACAUGAAAUAUUUUAAUUACUAUAAAAUUCUCGAAAUGAUAACUUUUCGGUUCUGCAUUACUUAAAGUCGUUAUCCAGAUGUUCUUGUUAAUGGUAUCAUACCACUACAUUUUGUAUGUCGUAUUGAUGAUUACCAUAUUUUCUUGAGUGUGUGGAUGUGAGGUAUUGAUGUGACUUUUGCUCUUCUCCUUACGGACAGUCCACACCCAUGCCCUUUUUGUUGCGAUUAUUCCGUCAAGUAUAUUUUACUUGUUGAAGGCUUCUCGAAUCACAAGAAAUGUUACAAGGAUACAGUUAUAGAUUCCAUUCUGUUCACUGAAGAAAAUUUAUCCGUAUAAUUUACAAGAAAAACAGUAUUGGACAAGAAAAGUGUCAUUGUCGCAAUGGUGUACUUACGUGAAAAUAAUCCUACCCAUGGAAUAAAAAAAAUCGAAAAAAAUUCAUAAUUUUCAUUUUUUCUGAAAAAUGAUAAUCAUCUCAUUAAUUCGAUUACUUUUACAUCAUUUUCAUCCGAUGAAAACUUCUAAAUUUAUCGAUGAAUUUAAAAUACAUGCAUUAAAGUGUCCGUUCCAUCAUGAAAAAUUGCAUUUUUUUGAUUUUCGCCAUCAUUUCUUCCAGCAAAAUUUUUUAUUAAUGACUCACAAUCGCGGUUCCCGAUUGAGUAUUUAAAAGCAUUUUUCCAACAGUUUGCCUGUUUGGGUAAGAUUAUAUUGAGUGUGAAAUUCUGGUUCCUUCUCGCAUUGAAAAUGGGUCGGAUAGAGAAUCGUUUAUUCUUAGAUGAGUAUUGCAUUGUUCUGCAAUGUCUAAUUGGAUUUGUUUUUGAACGACUAUGGUUGGCCUCAAUCGUGCAUAGCAGUCGAACAUGGUGUAAAUGUUCGACAAAGUGCUCAGUUUAAUGAAGCAAAAAGUACAACACUAGUUAAAUGAAUAGUGAAUUCUGUUCUUCUUUUUAAUAUCGCUACACUCUAACAGGGCCCGAUACAUCGGCAUCAUUCCAUUGAUGAAGCAGAACAGCAAUACCAUGCAUGGUAUGUUACCAUCUAUGCACCAUCGGCACAAAUGGGCGAUUCCAUUAUAAAAAUCUUUCAUUAUGUGUUCCAUUCUUGAUUAAUUGUAUUGCAACAUAAUUCAUUAUCUACGAGACAACUGAGACACAUUCAAAUGCUCGAAGAGAGCGCAGAGAUGUCAUAAUAUCCUAACACUGGGUAUCGUCGACAUACCAGUCACGAUAUCCAUUCAAGUGGAUACCUAAAAUGGAUACUAAAAUAAAUACCCAUGCUCCUCAGAGCUGAGGAAUUUGAGUGCAUUUUGUGUAACGAGAAUGG